Messenger RNA from Phyllotreta striolata, 1470 nucleotides. The record is from the annotation of a GenBank genome assembly. Lineage: Eukaryota; Metazoa; Arthropoda; Insecta; Coleoptera; Chrysomelidae.
AUGGAGGAGGGCGAACCGAAGAGGAGCGACGAGGAGAUCACCCUCAAGCCGAAGAUGACCCUGGUCAACGGGAUCACGGUGAUCGUGGGCAGCAUCAUCGGAUCCGGGAUAUUCGUGAGCCCGUCGGGCGUGCUGAAGAACACCGGGAGCGUGAACGUGAGCCUGAUCGUUUGGACCGUUUCCGGGGUGUUUUCUAUGGUGGGCGCUUACUGCUACGCCGAAUUGGGCACGAUGAUAAGGAAAAGCGGCGCCGAUUACGCCUAUAUCAUGGAAACCUUCGGUCCCUUCGUCGCUUUCAUUAGAUUGUGGAUAGAAUGCAUGAUCGUCCGGCCUUGUUCUCAAGCUAUCGUAGCCUUAACCUUCAGCCAGUACGUGAUGAAGCCUUUCUUUCCGGAAUGCGAUCCGCCCGACAGCGCUGCUAGACUUCUAGCAGUUUGUUGCAUAUGUGUUUUAACUUUUGUUAAUUGCUACGACGUGAAGUGGGCUACUCGUGUUCAAGACGUAUUCACCUACGCCAAACUGCUGGCACUGUUCAUAAUUAUAGCUGCUGGAAGUUACGAAUUGUUUAAAGGACAUACGGAACACUUCACUUUUAUGAAUACGAAGCAUGAAAUAACUUCUCUGGCUUUGUCAUUUUAUUCCGGAUUGUUCGCUUAUAAUGGAUGGAAUUAUCUAAACUUCAUAAUCGAGGAACUAAAGGAUCCCGUGAGGAAUCUACCUCUAGCAAUAGCCAUUUCCUGCACUCUGGUAACAGCUGUGUACGUAUUGACCAACAUCGCUUUCUACACCACCCUAUCGCCGGUGGAAAUCCUGGGCUCCAAGGCUGUCGCGGUGACCUUCGCCAACAGGCUGUUCGGACCCUUUGCCUGGACCAUACCGGUGUUCGUCGCCCUUUCUACCUUCGGCGCAGUAAACGGCAUUUUGCUCACGUCCUCGAGGUUAUUCUACGCAGGCGCCUGUCACGGUCAAAUGCCCGAAUUGCUCACCAUGAUUCAAUCCAAGAGGAUGACGCCCACGCCAUCGGUUUUAGUCAUGGCGAUUUUAUCACUCCUGUAUCUAACAGUAUCCGACAUCGAUGUUCUUAUAAACUACGUGGGAUUCGCCACUUGGUUGAGCAUAGGGGUAGCAGUGCUGUGUCUUCCGUGGCUCCGUUGGAAACGACCGGACCUCCCCAGGCCCAUAAAAGUGAGCCUCUUCUGGCCGGUGUUGUAUCUACUUUGCACCGUGUUCGUGACUGCGGUGCCGAUGGCGGCGAGUCCCUACGAAACCGGCAUGGGCACGCUGAUGAUAUUGUCUUCGAUUCCUGUCUACUUCCUCUUCGUGUACUGGCCGAAGCCGGAGUGGUUCCGGAAAGGGUCCGAUGGAGUCACCGUGUUUUUGCAAAAGAUAUUCGUCGUUGUUGGUUCCCCUAAGAAAGUACCAAAUAGUCCUAUUAUCGAACCAAAUGGAAUAGAAUAUCUCGAAAACUAA